AUGCUGACGCUGGCGCCGCUUCUCGCCAGCCAUGUUGUUUCAGGCCAUCCGUUGCUGCUCCAGCUCGCGUUGCCGCGGCUCUCGUUGCCUCUUGCGUCAGCGCCGCCGCGGGUGCCGCUCGCCGCUGCUUGCCUGGCGCCAGCCUCGACGCUGCACCCUCGCUGGGUAAACACGCUCAACGUGGCGCUUGAGGCGUCGGCGAUGUCAACGCUGCUCGCCUACAUGCUGGUUGACGUCGCAGCCACCUUCUCGGUGCUCGGCGCGCUCACCAUUCUGCGCGUGGCGGUGCCGGCCGACUUUGCGCUCGCCCUGGCGCUCUCAAAGGCGCUGCGCGGACCGCGGCUCGCGCUGGACGCCAGCCUGGCCGCCUGGCUGACGAGGCGCUUCCCCGCCCUCCGCGCCGUCAAGGUGUCGCUCUGUUUCGACGAGUUUGCAGCCUCGCUGCACUCGGUGGGAAGCAGCUUUGACGAGGGCCGGCAGGCUGCUGGCGGCGCUCCUCCGCACGCGAACGCGCCGCCGCGCGCGAGCGCUCCGCCGCGGGCGAAGCUGGCGACCGCCGCGCAGGCUGCGCGCCAGAUGACCUCGCAGUACGGCCUUGCGUACAUGGCGGCGAAGAAUGCCGUCGCCCUCGCCUCGAUGCUCAUCACGCUCGCCGCCCUCCGGACGGCGAGAUCGGCGACGGCGGCGCUCAUCGCCCGGCUCGGCGUCAGCUCGGCGGCGGGUGAGCUCGCGGGCCGAGCCGCCCUCGCUGUAACGAUCCACUACGCGUUGUUUCCUGCGCCGAUGGCAUACAUGAAGGCGCGCUGCUCCCAGUCGAAGGGCGCCAGCCAGACCGACCCGUUGGGAGCACAGUCGGCCGGUGUCGCCUCCUCACUUGCGGCGCAGCCCGUCGACACAUUGCUCGACGCGGUCUCGGCUGCGGGCGUCGGCCGGCUGGACUGUCUGCGCGACCUGGCGGAGCCGCGGCAGGCCGUGCCAGAGUCCGCCGCUCUGAUAGAGGCGCUCCUUCGACCUGGGAAGCCCAUCCUCACUCCUCAGGAGGCAGAGGUGCUGCGCGCGUGCAGUGUUGCGGCCGCGCCGGGGGAGAUGUCGCCCACCCACUCGCAGCUCGAGCGCGCCGCGCGCUCCUUUGCAGACGUCCGGCCACUGCCCGCAUCGGUGUGCAGCCGGCUCGUCUCUCUACUCCGGCCGAGCGGUGCGGCGUCGGCCGCGGACGACGCCGUGGCCGCCGCGCUGCUCGCUCCGCUGCUCGUGGGCAAGACCCUUGGCGCGACUCUCGGCGGCUGGGGCGCUGCGCAUGUGCUGCUGCUCCUGCUCGGCGACCGUUCUCCUGCCUCUGCCGCCACAACCACGGUGGUUCGGAUGCCGCUCGAGGCGGCGGCAGCGCGCGUGCAGCUCGUCCCUCUCCCUCCGGCCUGGCGGGUCGGUGCUGCCUCGCACGCGCUGCAGGCGGCGGUGCAUGCCGUGGCCGACUCGCGCGAGGAUGACCCGCGCCGGCUUGUGGACGGGGACCUCGUCCUCGCCCUCGACGGCGAGCUCCUCUCUGAGACGUCGCAGCUCACCGUCCUGCGCGACACCGCCCGCGCGGCCAGCAGUGCCGCGCCGCACCGGCCCACCAGCAGGCCAGACGCUAAGGCGGGCGCGCUAAAGGAGACGUCGCGCGCGGCGGAGGUGCGGCGCGAGCAGGUCGCCCUCAUCCACGCGCGGGCUGAGGAGGCGGCCGAGGCACGCGCAAGUGAGCUGGUCGCUGCGGGCGGUGCCGCCGCAGAGGCGCGGAUCGAGGAGGUGAAGAGGGAGGCGGAGGCGGAGCGAGAGGCGGCGCUGCAGCGCGAGCGAGAGCGGCUGCAGCGGCUCCACCUCGAGGAGAUGGCCUCGCUCCGCAAGCAGCUCGGCGCGGGCGGCGGCGCGGCGGGCGCGGGGGCGCGCGAGCUGACCGAGCUCGCGCGGCUAGCGGGCGGCAACGGCGUGCUCAACGCGGCGGCGCUCGCCCUCGGAGCAGAGGCGAGCUCGAGCUCGCGAUAUGAGGAGAUAUGGGGAGAUAUGGGGGGAGCAGAGGCAAGCUCGAGCUCGAGCGGCGAGCGGCGGCGGGAGAGGGCGGAGCGCGAGGCCCGCUCGCAAGGGCCGCAGGAAGAGGCGUCGUUCGAGGCCCUCGCUCUACCCGCCGCCAAGCGGCAGCACGCCUCCGCGCCGGCCCCUGCAGAGGCCUCCCGCCCCGGGACUUGCCGUGCCGGGACUUGCCGUGCCGGCGGAGGCAGCGGCGGCGGAGGCAGCGGCGGCGGAGGCAGCGGCGGCGGAGGCAGCGGUGCCGCGCGCGGCGGAGGCAGCGGUGCCGCGGCGCGACCCGGCGCCGCCGCCGUUUGAGGCGCCGCUUCCCGCCUCGCCGCUUACUCUGCCGCCCGCACAGCCGUCCCCGUCCGCCUCGCCGCCCGCACGGCUGCUCCUCUCGCCCGCGCUCCCCCCCCCACAACGGGCGCCGUUGCCGCCUCCCGUAUUCGGCUUGGCGCCCGAGUUGGCCGACCCCCGGCAGCCGGUCUCCGAGUGGCCGGGCUGGGCCCAGCUUCGCGCGGAGAUCUCGCCCAGCACGCAGCCAGGGCCCGCGUGCGAGUCCUUGCCGCGGCGGCCAGUGUCAGCUGCACGGGCCCUCUCCGCCACCACCUCGCCCGGCCGCAACCCUGCGUCUCCGCCAGGGCUGGCACAAAUGCGUCUCGGUGCGGAGGCGCUGCAGGCACGGCUCGACGCGUUGCGCAGACGGCCGGUUGGGUUUGGACAGCCGGUUGGGUUUGGAGAGAGGCGACCCUUCUGUGUCUCUUAGCGCGGACAGACGCUCUCGCUGGCGUCCCUUGUCCCAUGCCUGUCUCCGCUGUGUGCUCCGCCGGGUAGAGCCAUACAAGUAGAGAGAGUGUCUCCCAGUAAGCUAAAAGUACGUACAAGU
Emiliania huxleyi CCMP1516 is the source of this 2932-nucleotide messenger RNA. RefSeq lists its product as hypothetical. Lineage: Eukaryota; Haptophyta; Isochrysidales; Noelaerhabdaceae. The transcript has 7 exons. The record is from RefSeq and is a predicted model, not a curated record. Bases 1 to 2361 code for a protein of 786 amino acids.